UAUCGGAUUCAUUUUCUUAGGCUCCAUCCCUAUAGAUAUACGUUAUUCUGUGGCCAGUGCCGUAAUAUUUAAUAUUAUUUCAACGUAGCAUUGUUUGUUUAUAAUAAAAAUGAGCGACUCGACUCGUGAGGAUCAGAAAAGAUGUGCCGAUGCGGAUUCUGAAGAAGAGGAAGAGUGGAUAGGACCAAUGCCAACCGCAGCAGCUCCACCGAAGAAACGAAAAGUUUUAGAGUAUGAAAAGCUGUUUCUGAAUAAUUUGCCAUCAACCGAAUGCUAUGAAAAAUCAUUCAUGCAUCGGGACACUAUUACGCAUCUGGUUGUAACGAAAACGGAUUUUAUUAUAACCGUGAGUGUGGAUGGACAUGUCAAAUUCUGGAAAAAGAUGGAACACGGAAUUGAAUUCGUCAAACAUUUUCGAAGUCAUUUGGCUCCCAUUAAUGCACUUGCUACUAACUCUACUGGGUCGUAUCUUUGCACAGCUUCCGUGGAUAAAAACAUUAAAGUGUUUGACGUGAUCAACUUUGAUAUGAUCAAUAUGUUGAAACUAGAAUACGUUCCUUACCGGGCUGAGUGGAUUCACAAUACCGGUGAUGCAAUUAGCUAUCUUGCAGUAGCGGAUCAAGAUUCCAACAAAAUUUACGUGUACGAUGGAAAGGGUACCAGCACUCCGCUGCAUGUCCUAGAGAAACUGCAUACAAAGCCAGUAGUACUCAUCAAGUAUAAUCCCAUUUACGAAUUCUCUAUCUCGAUAGAUAAAGCUGGUAUACUAGAAUACUGGUUAGGACCGAGAAAUGAUUUUAAAUUUCCUUCCAAAGUUGUUAACUUUGAAUCCAAACUCGAUACAAGUUUGUAUGAGUUUGCCAAAAACAAAACGAUGGUUAUUUCGUUGGCAUUUUCACCGGAUGGUAGAAAAUUUGCAACCGUCUCUGCAGACAGGAAAGUGCGCGUAUUUGGCAGCCUGAGCGGAAAAUUGCUUCGCGUGUAUGACGAAAGUCUUGCACGGUACAGUGAGAGCCAGCAGCUCUCACAAGCCCUUUCCAAUAUGGAGUUUGGACGGCGGAUGGCAAAUGAACGAGAUUUGGAGAAAUCCGAUUCUUUCAAUUUAAUGAAUAUAACGUUCGAUUACAGCGGACAUUUCAUUAUGUAUCCUACAAUGCUGGGUAUUAAAUUGGUGAAUGUUGAUACAAAUAAAUGUGUGAAAAUUAUUGGCAAAAAUGACAACUUGAGACCGCUUCAUUUGGCCUUGUUUCAGGGUCGAGUGAAAAAUUCCAAGGCAGCAAUAACGUUAGAACAAGAAGCAUCGGAUAAUCCAGCGCUGCAGUCUACGGUAAACGAUCCUACGUUAUUCUGCACUGCUUACAAAAAACAACGUUUCUAUCUAUAUAGUCGACGGUUACCAUCAGAUUUGCAAGACAUUGAUCGCGAUGUGUUUAACGAAAAACCUUCUAAGGAAGACAUCAUCUCUGUUACCGAAGGUCAAGGACCCCAAAAGAUAUACGAUCACGCCGUCAUUCACACCACGAUGGGAGACAUCCACAUGCGCCUAUUUGGGAAGGAGUGUCCAAAGACGGUGGAGAAUUUCUGCGUGCACAGCAAGAACGGCUACUACAAUGGUCAUAUCUUCCAUCGCGUCAUAAAGGGUUUCAUGAUACAGACCGGAGACCCGACCGGGACGGGAACCGGUGGACAAUCGAUAUGGGGCGGAGAAUUUAAGGAUGAAUUUUGUUCGACCUUAAAGCACGAUCGUCCGUACACGAUUAGCAUGGCAAAUGCUGGUCCGAAUACCAAUGGCAGCCAGUUUUUUGUGACCGUUCUUCCGACGCCCUGGUUGGAUAACAAACAUACCGUGUUUGGACGUGUGCAUAAAGGAAUGGAAGUGGUGCAGAAUAUAUGCAAUAGUAAAACAAACCCUAAAACUGACAAACCGUAUGAUGAAAUUCGGAUAAUCUCAAUCAAUCUUUCAUAGAUAAUAAAGAUAGUGAUAUUGUCAGUAGUAAAAAAAUUCCUCUUGCACGAAUAAAUUGUUAUACUCGGUUGUACUCCGGAGGUUUUGCAAAUAAUUCAGGUGACUUUAUCACUUC
Sabethes cyaneus is the source of this 2081-nucleotide messenger RNA. Its product is annotated as peptidylprolyl isomerase domain and WD repeat-containing protein 1. Bases 110 to 1966 code for a protein of 618 amino acids. Gene Ontology annotation, biological process: protein peptidyl-prolyl isomerization. The transcript has 8 exons. Lineage: Eukaryota; Metazoa; Arthropoda; Insecta; Diptera; Culicidae. Gene Ontology annotation, molecular function: peptidyl-prolyl cis-trans isomerase activity; protein binding. The record is from RefSeq and is a predicted model, not a curated record.